Saprolegnia diclina VS20 is the source of this 1212-nucleotide messenger RNA. RefSeq lists its product as hypothetical. Lineage: Eukaryota; Oomycota; Saprolegniomycetes; Saprolegniales; Saprolegniaceae. Bases 1 to 1212 code for a protein of 403 amino acids. The transcript is spliced from 5 exons. The record is from RefSeq and is a predicted model, not a curated record.
AUGGCGCAACGGUUGCUCGGCAGUCUCGCGCUCGCGUCGCUUGUGUCGGCGUCGUCGUUCUGGGGUCGCAUCUACUUGCGCGAUGGCAUGGCGCCGAUCCAGUACUUCAAGGACACGUACGGCGGCGCGGUCCCGACCGACGAACUCCAGCUCGUCUUCCCCACCAACGCACUCGGCUGCACGCCGUUCAACGAGGACGACCAGUGGCUCAUCCAGAACGGCUCGGUGGGCGAAACAUACGUCGUCCUGGACCGCGGCAGCUGCACCUUCGACAUCAAGUCCAUGCACGCCCAGGCGGCGGGCGCCGCCGGCGUCAUCCUCAUCAGCACGGAUGAAGAGAGCGUCCGGCCGGUCGCCCACGUGCCGGCCGGUGAAAUCACGAUCCCGACGGUCAUGGUGCGCCACAGUGCAGGCGACCUCUUUCGCGCGGCGGCGGCGCGCCAGGCAUUGUUUGGGAAGCUCGUGCCCAUGGCGUGCGAGAACUCGGUCUGCCACCCCGAGACCACCAGCGACGCGGAGUUUAUGCGCCUUGUGGGCAGCGGCGUCAUGGCCUAUGCGGACGGCACCAAGUUUGACUUUUUGGCCGCCACCUUUGGCGGUCCGCUGGUCAGACACCCACUGCAGCUGGCCGUUGCAUCGCCUGCGCACGCCUGUGAACCGAUGAGCGCCGACGUUGCUGGCCACGCCGUGCUCGUGGCACUCGGCGGCAACUGCACCAUAUUGGCCAAGGUCUCGGCAGCCCAGGUCGCGGGUGCUACCGCUGUCAUUGUCGCUCAGCGCGAAGACGCGCCGCUCGCGUCGCCGUCGGUCGAGGCGCCGUGGCAAGCGUACAACAUCACGAUCCCGACGAUCAUGGUGUCGCAUGCGACGAGCAGCCGCCUCCAGCUGCGCCUCCAGGAGGUGCUGCACCUCGAGACAGACCCAACGGUCGCUGAAGCGUGGGUGGCCAUUCGGUUCCUCCAAGAACUCUCCAAGUGGCCGUCCAAAAAGAGCCGCCGCGAAGCCUUCCUCGCCGAGAUCGUUGCCACUCACGGCGGAACCCAGGAGCGCCGCGACGCUAUCCGCGGGUUCUUCAUCAACGUGGCCGGCGGCUCGCCCGCGGCGUGGGACAAGCUCUUCGCGCCGGCAAAAGACGAGUUAAUCUGCUUUAGCCGCAGACGCCGCCACCGCAGCCGCCGGUCGCGACCCAGCUCGCGCCCGACUCCUUCGUGA